AUUUAUUCAAAAUUAAUAAAUAAAUAAUAAAAUUGUAAUAGCAAAAUUUCCUUAAGAUUGAGUCAAAACUGUUUUGUUUGGUCAAUCAGAUCAGAUCUCUUGCCGGCGGCCAAGCCUCUCUUCUCUGUGGUUUCUCUCUUCCCAUCAAUUUAGAUUUUAGACGAGGAAUAAUAUGGAAGAACUGAAGUUGAUCGGUUCGAAAAAGAGCUUAUUUUGUACGAGAGUAGAGUGGGCGUUGAAGCUAAAGGGUGUAGAGUAUGAGUAUUUGGAGGAAGAUUUGAGAAACAAAAGUCCAAUUCUUCUUAAGUACAAUCCAAUUCUUAAGAAAGUUCCUGUCUUUUUACACUUGGACAAACCUAUAGCUGAGUCUUUAGUCAUUCUUGAAUAUAUUGAUGAAGUUUGGAAAGAGAACCCUUUGCUUCCCCAACACCCUUAUGAAAGAGCCAAAGCACGAUUUUGGGCCAAAUUUGUUGAUGAGAAGGUUUUGAUGGGAUCAUUUGAAGCUUGCAAAGCUCAAGGAGAAGGGAAAGAAAAAUUGAUAGAAUCUGCACAAGAAUCUUUAGGUUUUCUCGAGAAAGAAAUCGAAGGGAAGAAGUAUUUUGGAGGAGAAAGCAUUGGGUAUUUGGAUUUAGCAGUGGGUUGGAUUCCUAUAUGGCUUGAUGUAAUGGAAGAAAUUGGGGAGAUGAAGUUAAUCCAACCAGACAAAUUUUCAUGUCUUUAUCAAUGGUCUAAGAAUUUUCUUACAGAUAAUCCGGUUGUGGAAGAAUUAGCUCCCUCGAGAGAAUCUCUUCUCGAGUAUUUUCAUGCUAGUAUUGCCUAUCUCCGCUCUUUGGAAGCCAAUAAGUAGUGAAAUGAAUCUACUUAUUAGAUAAUUUAUAGAAUAAAAAUUUGUCAAGAGCUUUGUUUUUUUUUUUUUGUGUUUUCUUAAAAUUUGUUAUACAAAUGUGUUUUAUUUAAUCAGUUAGUUUAUUUCAAUUAUAUUUUCUUGUAAACUAUUAGAAAUUUUAAAAUUUCUAAAUGAUUAUAAAUAAUUAUUAUGUAUGCAAUAAUAAACAAAAAUAUUAAAAAGACUCUCAUAGAUACGGAAACGAACAAGAAUGUACCAUAACAAUUAAAUUAGCCUUAUAAAUAGUAAUUGUUUUUUAUUU
This is a messenger RNA of Cannabis sativa, 1148 nucleotides long. RefSeq names its product probable glutathione S-transferase. Gene Ontology annotation, cellular component: cytoplasm. The coding region runs from base 173 to 847 and encodes 224 amino acids. Lineage: Eukaryota; Viridiplantae; Streptophyta; Magnoliopsida; Rosales; Cannabaceae. Gene Ontology annotation, molecular function: glutathione transferase activity. The record is from RefSeq and is a predicted model, not a curated record. The transcript has 3 exons. Gene Ontology annotation, biological process: glutathione metabolic process.